Messenger RNA from Podarcis muralis (Common wall lizard), 590 nucleotides. The record is from RefSeq and is a predicted model, not a curated record. NCBI's taxonomy places the organism in Eukaryota, Metazoa, Chordata, Lepidosauria, Squamata, Lacertidae.
GCAGCUAGAUCUGGUGCAGAUCACUUUCCAUGGAGCUCCCUGUCAGCGCUGUGGUCUUCCUCUUCUUCUCCUACCAUCUCUGUGGUGCAGAAGACCGAAAACAUAAUGCAGUCCUCACUGUGUCCAAUGGAGGGAACGAUGGUAUAUGGGGAAAACCUGAAUUCUGUCCCACGGGAUAUGCAAAUGGAUUCCAAAUGAAGUUUCGCAGAGAUGUAAAUGAAGCCUAUAGAAAAGAUUUCACUCUGAAGGGCAUCCGUCUCCACUGCACUGACGGGAAAACAGUAGAGUCUAAAAGUGGAGAGCUCGGGGAAUGGGUUGCGGUUCAGAAAUGCCCCCAAGGCAACAUGGUGUCCUUUUCUUUGACUAUUGAAAUACCACAACUGCUAAUUCCUCAUGCAGUCACUAACCUUGAGGUCCUCUGCAGUGGUGGGGCUAAAGUGAAGAAAGAUAUCUUUGAACGGAUGGAAGAGGGCAAAAUGAGCAAGCGCUGCCCUAGGGGCUUCAUAUGUGGCAUCCAAACAAGGGUGGGGAAUGAGCAUGAAGUGCUUGUUAAAGUAGAACUUCGUGACGUGAAGAUGUUCUGUUUGUGA